Messenger RNA from Macrobrachium nipponense, 11205 nucleotides. RefSeq names its product calcium-dependent secretion activator-like (gene Cadps). Gene Ontology annotation, biological process: dense core granule exocytosis; synaptic vesicle exocytosis. The coding region runs from base 986 to 5212 and encodes 1408 amino acids. The record is from RefSeq and is a predicted model, not a curated record. The transcript has 38 exons. Lineage: Eukaryota; Metazoa; Arthropoda; Malacostraca; Decapoda; Palaemonidae.
GAGAAAAAGUUGCUGUGGGAAAAAAAAAAAAAAAAGAUAAUCUUCGCCGUGGCUGGAAUUUUGGUAGAUGGUGCUUGGCAUACAGUGUUUAUAGCUGCAUAAUGACCUCUUGUGAAAUGGCAAGUGAAAGAAAUAUGUGAAUCAAUGUUCAAUACGAGGACUCGAAUAAUUUCAGCGGCAGUGAAAGUGGCUUCGGGCCACAGUGCCACCUGGGCAAAAGCAGAAGGCUGACCAAAUGAGGUUUGUUUUCUCCUGUUGGGUCUUAAUCAAGUUAUUGCCCAAUUCAAUCGUCAUAAUUGAUAUCACGUGACCGAAAUGAGUGGUGUGCGUUAUAUGCUUAAGUGCCAAGUUUAAUCUGAAAAGGAGAGCAUAACGAAAUCUGCAGCCGAGGUGCCAACGGCGAAUUAGUAUCCAAUAGUUCGCCUCGAUCUAGACGAUUGACGAUGAAAACUUGCGACUAGUCAAGUCAGUAUGGAAUGUUGCCAGCCUUCCGUCACGUGCAAAUGGGGAUUUGGGAAUCGUAGGGCGAAAUAAAGUCGAAAAAGAUGACAGAAAGCGAGAAGCUUCAAAGAAAACGGUCGUCGAAGCGGCACUGAAUCGAUCGUGGCCCGGGAGGUCCCGCCAUAUUGUGGUGCGAGUGAGGAAUAUCUGUGCAUUACUUCAGUGUGAGUGUGUGGGGUAGGUGUCGGCGGUACCGGCUGCUGCAGAACUGCUCUUUCGGAUGUAUACUGUCUCUCUUUCAGCUUCUGGACGGUGAAACUUAAGUCCUUUUGUCGUGUGGAAAGUGAAUGUGUUAAAAGGAAGGAUCUCCUCUUCUAGUGAGAACUGCACAUUAGCUCUCUCGGAGUUAAUAACCAGAAAGGGGCAUACCGUGAAGGCACGCUUGGUGUGGUGUGGCCCUAGUUGGGAGGGUCAUCCAAGGCCUUGAGGAGGCGAGGGGCGCACACCUUUACCUCCCCCUCUCACACCCACACUAGCCACAGUCAUGCUGGAACCAAGCAGUUCCGAGGAAGAAUCUGAGGGUGAGGUUCAGGAGGAGCCCGGUCUUCACAGGAACCAUCCCACCCACUCCGGGGGAGGACCCGCCCAACAUGCCACAGAUGGGGCGCCCGCUGUUGCGGCUCCCGCCCACCCGUCACUCCAGGUGCCAGGCCCUAAUACCAAUCUACCUAGGCGAUCGAGCAUUAGGGCAGGCCAAGGGUAUGACAGUAGAAGCGGGUCUCCGGCAAGCACCCUCAGCGUGGACACCCUCAGUGUCGGGGGAGUGUCCAAGGCCAACUCCCUCCCGAGGCCCACUUCUCCUUCUCCGUCGGUCAUGAGUGACAAGACUAUGACCCAGGAGGACCCAGCGGAGAAGCAAGAGAGGGAAGAGGAGGAGAGAAAGCGCCGUCUCCAGCUGUACGUCUUCAUCCUUCGGACCAUCUCGUACCCCUUCAAUGCCAAGCAGCCCACUGACAUGACCAAGAGGCAGAUCAAAGUCUCCAAGCACCAGCUCGAAACCAUUCAGGGAAGAUUCCAGAGUUUCUUGAAAGGAGAGCUGCAGAUCGCAGCGGACGAGGCAUUUACGAAUGCCGUCCAGAGUUACCACGAAGUAUUCCUGAAGAACGAGCGGCUGGCCUCCAUGGUCGCGUCCGGGGCGUGUUCUCAGCACGACCUGAGGGAGGUCUUCAAGCACAACGUUGAAAAGAGAGUCAGAUCUCUACCAGAAAUCGAUGGCUUGAGCAAAGAGACAGUGCUUACAUCUUGGAUGGCCAAAUUCGAUAUGAUUAUUAAAGGAGAAGAAGACAGCAAGAGACCGGGCAGAAUGCAGCAGACUCUGAACAGCGAACUUAUUAUGCCCAAAGAACAGCUGUUCGACAUGUUUCAACAAAUUCUUGGCAUUAAGAAGUUUGAACACCAGUUGCUCUUCAAUGCGCUGCAGCUGGACAGCCAGGAUGAACAAGCAGCAGCAAUUAGGAGGGAGCUCGACGGACGCAUGCAAAAAGUGGCCGAAUUGGAGCGGGAAUUAGAAGGUCUAAAACGGGACCCAGAAAACCGGAAGUUGAUGCCCAAAUUUGUUGUGAAAGAGAUGGAGUCGCUCUACUUGGAGGAACUUAAAACAUCUAUCAAUCUUCUUAUGGCCAACCUUGAAAGUCUUCCUGUCUCAAAAGGUUCGCAAGAAGGAAAAUAUGGUUUAAAAAACCUCAGAAAAUAUAAUCACAGCCGGAGACGCAGCUCAGUCUUAAGGCAGGUAGCCGAGUGCAUGUCCGUUGUAUCUCGCUCGCUCGGACUGACUCCCUUUUUGGCACACUAUUUGCAAGUGUAUGGCUCUGUCAGCAGGUCUCAGAGCUCCUUGAGUGGACGGGAUAGUGACUCCAUGGAUAAUGAAGUUACGCUUUCCAAGAUGGAUGUUGUCCUUUCCUUUUGUUUAGAGGUGCUGGUGAUGGAGGUACGUGAAAUUAAGCAUUUACCUCCUAACAGAAUAGUUUAUUGUACUAUGGAAGUUGAAGGAAGUGGAGAAAAGUUACAAACAGAUCAAGCAGAAGCAUCUAAACCAAUGUGGGAUACACAAGGAGAUUUUACUACUACUCACCCAUUGCCUGCAGUGAAGUGCAAAUUGUAUACUGAAUCAGCCUCAAUGCUUUCUUUAGAUGAUAAGGAAUUAGGCAGAGUUGUUUUACACCCAACAGCAUUAUCCUCUAAGCAACCUGAAUGGUACAAGAUGCAAGUACCCAAAAACUCGCCAGAAAAUAAUUUGAAGAUAAAAAUAGUUGUAAGAAUGGAUAAACCACAAAACCUUAAGCAUUGUGGGCACCUAUACACAUUAGGAAAAAGUUGUUGGAAAAAGUGGAAAAAAAGAUAUUUUUGUUUGGUACAAGUUUCACAGUAUACAUUUGCAAUGUGUAGUUACAGAGAAAAAAAGAGUGAACCCACAGAAAUGAUGCAGCUUGAUGGAUAUACAGUAGAUUACAUUGAGCCUGUGUCAGCACAACUCAUGGUAGGAAUGGAUUUGGAGGGAGGUAGGUUUUUUUUCAAUGCCGUCAGGGAGGGUGAAUCCAUACUGUUUGCUACAGAAGAUGAAAAUGAGUCCCAUCAGUGGGUCACAGCCUUGUAUAGAGCUACUGGACAGGCUCACAAACCUACGCCGCCCAUCAUGCCUCAAGGAAAGAAUUCCACGUUAUCCAAAAUUCAAGGAGAUGCAGAUAAAGCCAAGAAACAUGGAAUGGAUGAAUAUAUUAGUGCAGAUCCUGUUAGAUUUGAUCAUCAUAAUCUAUUUAGAUUGCUACAGUCUCAAACUUUAGAAUACCGUCUUAUUGAUCCCUACUGUUCCUUGGGAUGGUUUAGUCCUGGUCAAAUUUUUGUACUUGAUGAAUACCAGGCUCGUUAUGGUGUCAGAGGGUGCUAUAGACAUCUUUGUUAUCUUGAGGAUCUUCUAGACAGAGCAGAAAAGGGUCAAAUGAUUGAUCCAACCCUCAUUCACUACUCCUUUGCCUUCUGUGCCUCCCAUGUUCACGGGAAUAGACACCAUACUACAAGCCCCGCCGAAGAUGGGACAUUGACAGUAGGCCAAGAACAAACCCAAGGCCAAAUAGCCCCUAACGUUCCAUUUCCAACAAGACCUGAUGGUGUGGGUACCGUCCUGGCAGAAGAAAAGGAGCGCUUCCAAAAUAUCAAGGAUAGGUUAAGGGUCCUACUUGAACACCAAAUUACUAAUUUUAUGUAUUGCUUCCCAUUUGGUCGGCCAGAAGGUGCCCUUAAAGCCACUUUGUCCUUAUUAGAGCGAGUACUCAUGAAAGAUAUUGUUACGCCUGUACCACCAGAAGAGGUGAGGGGCAUGAUCAAAAAGUGCCUAGAAAAUGCUGCUCUCCUUAAUUACACUCGUCUGUCUGCUGAGACCAAAAUCGAAGGUGGAGAAGCUACCUUACAAGAGGAUCUUAGUGGUGAAAAUGCUGUAUCAGCAAGCAGAAAGUUAGACGACCUUAUUCACCUAGCAGAAUUGUGUGUAGACCUCCUUCAACAAAAUGAAGAACACCAUGCUGAGGCAUUUGCUUGGUUCAGCGAUCUUUUGGUAGAACAUGCAGAAAUCUUCUGGUCUUUAUUUGCUGUAGAUAUGGACCAAGUGUUAGCAGAACAGCCCCCUGAUACAUGGGAUUCAUUCCCUCUCUUCCAAAUACUCAACGAUUACCUUAGAACUGAUGACAACUUGAAGAAUGGGCGGUUUCAUCAACACCUGCGUGAGACUUUUGCACCCAUGGUAGUACGAUAUGUGGACCUGAUGGAAUCCUCGAUAGCUCAGUCCAUUCAUAAGGGCUUCGAGAAGGAACGGUGGGAGAAUAAGGGGAAACCAUCUUCACCGGACUCGGAACCCCCCAAAAAAGUGGAUCCAGUGGCCCUCGCCAGGAAUGGCUGUGCUACCUCAGAGGACCUCUUCUGGAAACUGGAUGCCUUACAGUCUUUUAUUAGAGACCUCCAUUGGCCAGAUCAUGACUUUGCAAAACAUCUCGAACAAAGAUUAAAGCUGAUGGCCUGUGAUAUGAUCGAGUCUUGUAUUACUAGAACAGAUCAAGCAUUCCAGAUGUGGCUCAAGAAGGGUACAGGGUUUGUCUCCACAGAUUAUGUCCUUCCUUCCGAGAUGUGUGCAAUGGUCAAUGUUAUUCUAGAUGCCAAAAACCAGUCCUUCAAACUUUGUGCUGUUGAUGGCGUUGAUGUGCAUCAGUACCACACGAAGAUUGAUGACUUGAUAGAGAGAACAAGCAGUUCCAUGACUCAGGGUAUGGUAGCCAAGCUACUUUCAGUUUUGGAGUCGGUCAUAUCCAAACUAGGAAGAUAUGACGAGGGUAGUUUCAUUGGAUCAAUUUUGUCAUUUACGUACAAGCAGAAUGUCAGUGGAUCUGGAAAGGAACUUGGGAAAGCCUACAUUAACUUUGCAAGGAAUUCAAUGGAUCAGAUUAGACAAAAAGUCAAUGAUGAACUAUGGAUCCUCAAUUUAUUUGAGCAAUGGUAUGCAGCACAGGUGACCAUGCUUUGCUCAUGGUUAAGUGAAAGGCUUGACCACAAUCUUCAUCCGUACCAGUGCACCUGUUUAGCACACAUUGUUAAGCUCAUAUUCUCAGAUUUCACAGCGUAUGGGCUAGGUCACGAACAGACUGGGUUACAAGCUUACAUGGUGGUGAGUCAACGUGUGGAAGCAGAGCAUCAGCGACUUGUACGAAGCGGCAAACUCAAGGAAUAAGUCACCCCUUCCCGUCGUCCAAACAUGUCCCGUGUCGUUGUAUUAGACUUGGCUCUUUUCUUAAAGGGAUGAGUGCUUAAAGUUUGGUUACUUAAGAGUAUUAAACUUUUAUGUGAUUGCUGAUUUCCAUAAAAGUUGAAUAAUUGCAGAAUGGAGAGUUUUGUGUAAAGGAAUUAGUAGAGAAACAUUAUCAUAUUGGAAUGUCAAUAAAGUGAAUUUUUAUGAUGCAUAGAUUUUAAGCACUCUACCCAAAACACAGACUCAGACUUCCCAGUAGCCUUGGAAGUCACUCGAAAAACUGUGGAGACGGUGGCCGCUGACAUCCAACUGUUCGUUUGUGACUGUAUCAACUCUUCUAGUUGCUUAGCUCUAUUACAGUCUUGAUGUGUUGAUACUCUGCUUCGUACAACCUUCUCUUCCAAAACCACAUUACUUACAUUUCAUCAUACCCAUAAAAUAUUUUUAUUCUUUUUCCUCUAUUUAUUUAGAAUUUUAUUAAAAUCUACUGUUUGAUUCUGUUGUAAUUAUAUAGCCUUAAUACCCCUUUCUGAGGAAAAUACUCAAAAAGAGUACUAAUUAGAUACAUAAAAUGAAUACAAAACUUAAAGCAAUGAAUUAACAUAAUUUUGAAAUUGUUUUUGUCAUGUAACACGCAGUUUCAUGAAAUAUUUUCGUUGCUUAGUAUACAUACUACUAGUAUCUUUAUAAUAGUGGGUGUAAAUGGUAAAUACAUUUUACCUAUUGAGCAACAGUAUUAUAGAUGACAUUUAAAAAAAAUUACAAAAUGGUAAUUGUUAGUCAUGAAGAACUUUUUGGAAUAUAUUCAUUCAAUUUAGAUUUUUUGUACUAAUCAGGCAGACAGUACUAAGGGAAUUAGUCUCGCAGCCAGGUUGAAUAGGAAGCAAGUAGUUUAGUUUUAGUUUUAGACAUGUUUGAGAUGUUUGAGAUGUACCAUUCUCUUUUUAGUAGUAUUCUCUUAGGAGCUAUAGUACUGUCAUUGGUUUAGUUAUAUGUAUUAUGUAAAUUGCAUAUAAUUUUUAACGUUAUUUAGGACAAUGUUCACUCUCAAUAAAUACAGAAAAAACUAAGAGGAUUAAUCUCUUCAGAGUCUGCAUAGAAUAUAAGGUUAAUUGACUUUCACCUUUUUCAUUAUUUUAAUACGUAGUACUACAGUGUAUUGUGUUAGGAUUUUAUAAAGAAUGGUGAUGCAUAUCCAGAAAAUAUUGCUCAUUACUUUGUACCAUUUGGUCUCCAAGUUGAAUAAAAUUCAAGCUACGUCUAUUUAAAAAAUCUACAAAUAAUAUUCAAGAUUUUAAGUUUCCCUCGUAUAUGGCUCAACUAUAUUAGGAGCACUUACAGUUUUGUUUGAGUGAUGGCAGGUACCUGUGUGUGCUGAACUCUCUGAUUCAUGUGACCUUCAUUUCAUUAGUUGUUAGGUGUUAAGAAUAAAAUUCCUCUCAAGUUACAAUGCAGUUAAUAUCCAUAAAACAUGUCACUAUGCAGAAAUGUUGUAGGGUGAACAUAACCCAUAAUUCUGCUUUCAUUUAGCUAAUGAACAUCAUUGCCUACCUUAAACAUACCUGGAACACUUACAUUGGCCUUCAUCCAAGCAUAGCUUAUCUUAAAUGUGCUUCUAACAUUGACAAUGACAUUCAUCGUAGCUUAGCCUAGCCAAUCAUAAACAUGUUUUAAAACAUUUACAUUAUCCUUCAUUGUAGUCUACCUUUAAUGUGCCUAGAACACAUAGUGAACUAAGAACACAGUAACCUACAGCCAUCAUCUCUGUUGGCCCAGCUCGUUUCUUCCCGAUAACAGUGCUUUAACAGGUGCUGGACAUUUCACAGCAUCAUUAAUUAUUUUCUUAUCCCUCAAGAGGGUAGAGAUUAUCAGUUGUGAAAGCCUUCGUGCUUGCCUGUUAUCUUCCUUUUCUCGGUAGGAGUAAUUUUUUUCCUUCUCUUGUCAUUAGCAGAGGAUUCAGAUGGUCAUUUUAUAGUCACAGUAGAUUCUUAUAGAGAGUACUGGAAAAUAGUUGUAACACAGAAGGUUACAAUGUAUCGUUUUCUUGAACCAAGUGAUUGUGUGGCAGACUAAGAGAAAAGCAGCACGGGUGUUGUCUGGGUGCCCUUGAUUGUAAGAGUAUCAUACCCAGUAACACUUGUUCAGUAAAAAAUAUCAAAAUUCAAAAUUUUGAAGUAGAGUACUGUGUAGCCUUGCUAUUGUUAUCAUUAAUUGAAAAAUCAUAAGGUAAACAGUUGUAACCGGGGGACAAUAUGAUUGUAUAUUCUGAGAGAUGAACCGUGGAUCUCAGGCCACUAGAAUAGUCAACAAGGUUCUGCUAUUCAAAUCAUGAAGGCGGGAAGAUUUAGUGAACGAAGAAUAUAUAUAAAUUGAUGCAUCUAGCUAUUUGGAAACUCACUGAUAUUGUAUGAAAAGUUUCAUUAUUGAAAAUGACUUAGUAUCAUAUUAUCAAUGCUUUUCAGAUGAUCAGCUGAAGUGAGACAGCAGUUGUACUUUAUAAGUUGUAGCAAGACAGAAGACUAAAUAAAAAGGCAGUGGGAGUUGAGGGCUUGUGUUAUCUAAUUACAUAUAGUUAAUACUAAAAUGGCUAAAGAAGGAUAAUUUGUGGUUUGAUGAACCCUAAUCAUUGAUCAUCAUUCCUUAUCUCUCAACAAUCAUGAAGGGAUCAUGUUUUCUAGAACCUUGUUCCUUGACAUUCAUUUGCAUCCAACCUAUGCAAACUAGAGAAAGAUAUUUUGCAUUUACUGGUGGGUCCAGAGGGAGUAUGCAUGAAAAUUCAUUCUUCUUUUGUAAGACAAAGGCUAGGGUGGUGCUUAGGGACAUUGAAGAUAGCAAGUGUGGGCACAAUAUGACAGAUGGGUUUGUAUGAAAAAAUUAAAACCAAGUAUCCUCUGAUAUAGGAAACCACUUUUAUUUAUAUUUUCAAUGAUGCCUCUACUUUCAAAUUGAUAAUACCAAUUAAAAUCAGUAGUGUUGAAAUUUGAAGACAAGCAGAUAAACUUAGUAAUUGGUAAGAACUUACUUUGAAACCAUGAAAGACAAGGAUGAAGAUGCCAAAUAAAUAUACUAAAUGGAAGAACAGAAAAAUUUUUUAACAUCACCAUUCAAUUAGCAUUGUAUCUAUGAAAUUUUUAGUAGAAACAAAAUAUUUAUUAUACUUAGUUCCAAGACAUUAAUACAAAACAUUUUUCUUGAAGAAUUUCCAGACAGCACAUUUUUUUAAAUUUCUAAAUAAACAGACAGUGAUGGGACAUUCAUAUAUUAAUUUCCGUACCUAGCAGCUGCAACAAGGUAUACUUUAUUGGUGACUGGAAAAUACUAAGUACGUACUGUUGUACACUCAAACAGAAAUAUAGGAACUAACAAAAUAACAACUUAGGUAUACUAUUUGAAGGACAACGCAGUCACUAAACCACUUGUAUAUGAGCAAAACCCAGAGAAUCAGAGGAUAAAUGAAAUAGUAUUAUGGCAUUUAUCUUCUUCAUGCAUGUACAUCUAAUUCAGUUUUGUUUUAAUUUUUUUUAUUCCAUUUUAAUACCAAAAAAGUGAAACUGGGAAAAUAUCAGUUGCAUUUUCCAAAGAUUAUUUAGUGACUUCUGGGUAUUUUCUGCUCCUAAAUUAGACCCCAGUGGGAAGGAUACAUUUUGGACAGUGCUGCUGGCUAUUUUAUGUUAUUCUUUCUUGUUUAACCCAAAUGAUAAGGAUGGUCUUGUUGAGCUGUUUACAUCAGUGCACCAUGCCACUACUUUGAUAAGAGGAAUCAUGACAUACAUAUACCAGCAUCUGUAAAUAGUACUGUAUAAUUUACUACAGAUGGUUGUAAUGGAUUUUUUUAACACUUUACCUUUUGGGAAAUGUACACUGUAUCAUACACUUAGAACAUUAAGUUGAUAGAAUACUAUUUAGAAAAUGUCUAAAUAUUAGUUCCAUAUGGUGGACAAUUUUGAAUAAUUUGUGAAGAUGCUUAAAAUUAAAUAGUCUUACUCUGGCAAUUAAUAAUGUAAUUGGUUUUUGCUUCCAUCAUUUAUUUGUAUUAAGAUGUUAGUUUAUGCAGUUAAAUUGUUUUGAUGUUAGGUAGUUCUGCCUUAUGUAAAAUAACACUUAUCUUUCAGACCAUAGGAAUUGUACAUGUACUCUGCUGUAAUAUUACAGAUCUUUUGGACUAGUAUAAUGAAAAUCAAUGUCUCUUGUGAAUUAAAAGUUUGGAAAAGAAGAUGAUCUUUAGUCUUUUUUUAUUGGUGACAUUAGGAACAAAUAGGUGUAUGCCCUGGUAGUACAAAAAUAAUUUACCUAGUUUUUAAGAUUAGCCUUUAAACAGAUGUUCUUCUGAAAUUUUCUUUAAAAAAGUUUUAGGUAAUUUGAAAAUGUAAUUUCUUAUAGAAACGUAAUUACGGAGGUAUAAUGUAUAAUAGGUCCAGUUUUUAUGUAAAAUGGCUGCUAAAUUGGAUACUUCUACCAAAGUUGAUGGACCAUCUUUUUUCUCAAUGUUGCCUCACCUUCAAGUGAAUGUAAAAUUGUUCUUAAUUAUGGAAAGGAAAUAAUUUUUUCAUGGAACUUAAGGGCCUUUGUCUUAUUUUAAUUCUUUUGAUUUGGUUUUGGGAAUUUAUUUCAUGAAAACAUAUACAUGAUAUUUCCUCAAGUAAUUUGGGUUAAAGAAAAAUAGCUAUUAUUCUUCUCUUUCAGUAGGUGGUAGCAAGUGCCAUUUAAAAUAGGAUUUAAUUUUUCUCUUAGCAGCACGAUACCAUACUUAUACUCUUCAUGCAAAAUUCAGCAGAUUUUAGAUUGAUUAGAAAAAAAUUUCUAAGCUAAGAACAAGAGCCAUGUGUUAACCAUGAUGAUACAGUAAUAGGUAAUAGUUCAUUUGACACUUCAUCCUUUUAAGUUGAUUUUUAAAGAAAAUGGCAUAACAUUUGUAAACAUUUCUAAUUAAAUCAUAAAGGGUUAUAGUACUACCAAAGCUCAGAUGAGGCUUAGAACACAGAAACAAUUCGGAAGUAGAUCAUGGCACAUUCAUUAUUUUAUUGUUAUGAAAAAGAGCUUUUGUAGAAUGUCUCUUUUGGACAUUUUCACCAUAAUGUUAGAUAAAAGAGCUCAUGUUACUCAUACUUGGUAAAUGUGACGUAGAAGCAACAGUGUAAAUAGAGGAAAGUUUCACUCUCAGAUUCCAAAGCUCAUAGGUACAUUUGAAGCUUAUGAAAAGCAUCUUCAUCAUUAGGAAAUCUAUCUUGAAAAAUAAGUAAUAAGGAUUCAAGUUGCAGACAAGAAAAAAGACCCCCCCACUGUAUUGUUCAUUUAUGUUAUGCUUUGACCAUACAAAUGUUUUCAGUAACUAUUUAACAGUGUUUAUUUUCAUAUACUUAAACAUACAUUAAGGCAUUGAAAAUGGAACAAAAAUUAUUUAUAAAUUAGAUCUGGUAAACUCGAUGUAUUAAGGAGUCAUAAUGUGUAUGAAUGAUUCAGUUAUUGUUAAUUGGAAGUGGUCCAAAUGAGCCAUAUACUGUUCUGUCAAUUCCAUUCAACAAGUGGUAGCUUUUGUGUGGCAUACUAUACAGAAUCAAGCUUUCGGGAUGAGUCGUAGCAUAGAAAGUAAAUUAGUGUUUUCAAGAUGAGUGUCAUAUACUAUACAUUUCAUUAAUGUUCAUAUUACUGCUAAUAUUAAAACAGAUUUGAUUAACGCAUUCAGUUACUCUAUAUUGUCAUUUUACUCAGGGAUUAGGGAUGAGUAAGGAUAUGUUUUUACAACAGACUUAUCUUUUCAUUUACAUAUGAAAACAAUGGUGCAUACAGUACUCAGAAUACCAUUGACAUUAUAUACUUACUUUAAGCAAACUUUCCACAACUGGUUACCGAACAAGCAGUCCAUUGAAAUGGAUGUGCCAGAGUUCAGAAUAAAUGGUUUAAAGACAUGUACACAAAUCUAUAUGGACAAAUAAGACUUUGAAGUGCCAUUAUGCUGAAUAUUUAACCCAGUUUUC